Messenger RNA from Macrobrachium nipponense, 4982 nucleotides. RefSeq lists its product as uncharacterized. The transcript has 4 exons. Bases 200 to 550 code for a protein of 116 amino acids. Lineage: Eukaryota; Metazoa; Arthropoda; Malacostraca; Decapoda; Palaemonidae. The record is from RefSeq and is a predicted model, not a curated record.
ACGUCAAUGACAGUAGUGAUUCAACAUCCGGAAAGAGAAGACUCACUGCGUCAGCUGUCAAACAGGAAGGACGAAGUGGUUCAGUUCGGAACAAAACCCGUCGGCGGAAAAUGACAGAGGAUCGAACGGGCUGAGAAAGAAACCGAAGAGGGAAAAGAAUUCGCGGAGUUUAUUCCCGGGGGGAAAAAGGGAAGAAAAUAUGGCUCCUCUCGCUCUGGUGAAGGUGGCCAUUCUCAUCUGUCUGUCCCGGAAGGUAGCAGCUCAUUAUUGUGAGUGGAAUCUCUGCGGAGGUGAGCAGUAUUGUUGCGGAGAUAAUCUUUGCUGUGAUUAUGUGUAUGGUUUGUGGUACUUUUGGGUCGGCGUUCUGUUCUUAGUGCUGCUUCUCUCUGCGUGCGGCGGAUUGUUCCGUUACUACUACAGACGCUGGACAGCUGAAGGGGGCGGCCCUCCAUAUGUACCUUUCCCAGCUUACUCCUCUCUUCCGACGCAUAUCUCCAGCCAGGAUCCCCUCUUUCAGGUCACUGAGGACGGAGUGAAGCCUGACUUGUGAAUUUUCUCGCAACCGAUGUGGUCUUCCUGUGUGAUCUCAUGAGUACCUUAAUUCACUGGAGUUAAGGCAAGACGGCAUUAAAUGAUAAAAACAGGUGUACUGAACAAACCACUGUAUGAAAAGCCACUGUAGGCGUCUGAUUGGAACCUUUUUGUUUGUCUCAGUGAAGUUCUAAGAGUUUGAUGUGUAUUUUAAGGUAUAUCAGUUUGGAGAUUAUUUUUAUUUGGCAUUUGGUUGAAAAUUCUAUUUGAGUUCAUCUCUAGGUUGUUCGAGAAGUUCAAGCAUACACAUCCAAAGCACUUAUUCAUGGAAACCUGUGUAUAUUAAGGCAGACAUGAUAAUCAUAGUAUGUGUAUAUGUUGGAAGUUGCUUAUGAUAUUUCAAAUGUAGGAUGUGUCAUAUAUUUUAAGUCUGCAUUUUGUAUGCUUUGAAAUUACUAUGUACCUAAGGUAAAUGCAUAUGAUAAAUUUUUUUUUUGCUUUCAGCCACGGCUCAGUUCUUAAAAUUUGCGUAAGUAGCGUAUGUUUGGUUGUGUGUAAGGGAUAGUGUGUUUUUAUUUCUGAGGAAAGAUGAUGAGAUUGACUCUUUAAUUUAUUCAGCUGCUUUUAGAGUUUUAUCAAGGUUAUAUCUUGGCCAUUUACUGAAAUAUAAUUUUAAGAUUGUCUGUAAAUUGCAGUUCAUCUCACCGAUUAUAUUAUUGUAUGUUGAGGCCAUCAUCUUGCAGUGCUUUUAAUGUCAAGAUCCAUUUCAGAUGUCUAAAGAAACAUUGUACUUUAUAGCUUACCAUUGUAACUUAUACUGUGUUGUAGCUACAACACACUCCGAACAGUACCCGAGAACUAUCGCUAACUAAUAAUAGUCAGCGAUCUUUCACUCUACGUGGAUAUAGCAGAAACCUCGAUUGAUGGUCGUGUUCAAAUCGCUCACAAAACUGUCGCGUACAUGGACUUUUCCGAAGGUCGCAUCCACUAUCAAAAUCAGUCUUUUCCCCACUUACAAAAAAUCUUGGUUUGUAAGUUUGCGCAAGGCAAGAAGCUGCAAAGUGAGGUCCUAUAGCCGGGAUACAGUAUACUGAAUAGUUAUCCAACUAAGGUAUGAGGUAGAGUCGCAGAUUGUAGAGAAGUUUCAGGGUUGAUUAUAGUGUCUUUUGACCUGAUGGUGAACAUCCACAAACUUCUACCUUGCUGCUGAAUGGAUGACACAUUUGGAUUGUAACCUGUAGUAUAAGGUGAGCAGCAUUAGCUUCCUGGAGUCACAGUUACUUCUGGUGAUAUUGGUUGUAAAAAUUUACUGUUGGCUUAAGAAAACAGACCAUAGACAACUUUAUUUGUUUGCCAGGAAGUUCCCUAAUGCCCCACUUCUCACGUUACUUUGUGACAAAGGUCUACCAUUUUGUCUUUAAAAAGUGCCAAAACAUUCACUAUAUGUAACAUAGGCAUCAUGCUGAACAUUCUGACAAGGAAUUCAUCACUCUAUAAUGUUCGUCGAGUGAUUACAAAGAUACGACACAGUAGUCUUUGAAUAACACUUCAGCAGUGGUUGUGACUUAUUUUUCUUCUUGUCAGAAGUUUUCUGACUACUUGUGAGUCUAGGGUUUAAGGGUAAACGUGUUCUUUUGAGACUGCUGUUCUAUCAUUUUAUACAGUCUUUCCCCUUUAGUGAGUCUGUACGGAAUAUUCUUUCAGGAUAUAGGUGUAGAGGUUUCAGUGCAUUGACCAUUUCUAUAUCAGUGUGAGGGUUGUGUUUUUAUUUACAAGAAAGCUUUUAUUAUUCAUGUGUUCAGAAGUGAGAGUAUGGCUUCUUUUGUACAUCAUAAGUCAAGCAUUUAAUGUUGGAUUUGAUUUUUCUGUUGUAUUAAACUUAGCACUAUUUUUUGUAGUAUUUAAGGACAUUGUAUACAUAUAACUGCUUUUGGUUUCACUUAGGUGGGAACAUUCCACGUUUUUCAGUUGGGCUGGUUGCAUGCCUAGAUUUGUAACAAAUCUGUUGAUCAAAUUUUAGUCUUCUCCCUGUAGGGGGUUAGUGCCGUCAGCGUACCUCAGGCGGUACAAUGGAGGCAUUACUUAAGGUUCUUUGCAGCGUGCCUUCGGCCCCUAGCUGCUACCCCUUAGUUCUAUUACUGUACCUCCGUUCAUAUUCUCUUUCCUCCAUCUUAACUCUCCACCCUCUCCUGAACUAUUGUAUCAACAUUAUUUUCAGUGCUGAAAGACCUCAUAGGUCCCAGCACUUGGCCUUUGGCCUCAAUUUUAUAUUCCAGUUUAUAGUAACAUUCUGUUGACAAAACUUAUGUCGCAUUGAUCGCGAAUAAUCAUCCAGAGUAUAGCUAUCAUUUAAUCUAACCACUUAUUUACGCUAGGACAAAAACUGUGAAUAUGACAGAUGCAUAUUUGAUAGCAUAAAUAAUAUAGACAGUGUCUGGUAAACAUAUAUCAGUCUAGUAAGGCAGUUUGUAUAAAAUAGGAAACUGGUGUUACAUUAGUUACGAUUAAGUGUACAGUAGAACAAAAGUACGAACGAUAGCGAAGUAACUGAGCGGUAUUAGAGUUGCAUAAUUGGUGUUUGUAACCUGCUAUGAAUUACCUCCUGUUACUCUGAAAUAGCAAAGAAAAAUACAGUGUAGACACAGUCUUCCUUCUAACUUCAGUCGUAGACAAUCUAUUCAUUUCAAGACCUGCACACUUCACAAUGCAAUGAUGAUUGUUGUUGUUUUUAUGCAUUUUAGUUAUUUGUUUUUAAGUUUGUUGAUUAUGAUAGGGAUGUGCAAUGGGACAGUUUUGUUUUUUUCAUGUUGAGGGUAGUGUUACAAUGGACCUAUUUCUACUUUUCGUUACUUUAAAACAGGCAAAAAUAUUGUAGCUUCUUUUCGCUUUAAUUUGGGUAUUUGGAGAAGUCCAGCCAGAUAAUGAAGUUUACUGAAGAUCUUUUUACAUUUUGGAGUCAUUUGCUAAGAGUUCUUAUGUUUUUUCUUUCCAAGUUUUAAUGAAAUCGACCAUUAAUCUUUAUCAGUCCUUAUAUUUAUUGCAUACUUAGUCCCUUGCAAAUCAGAUGGCCCAGUGUCUAAAUAAUUAUAAGGAGGGCCUAAGAUUUUAUUUCAUUUUUGUGUUUCAUUUAGCCUUUCAGAAUUUAUUACAGCUGUACUUUUGAUGUUAAAUGAAUUCUAAUUUGGAAGCGUUACUUUAUUUUCUUAUCUUGGUUUAAGUUCUUGAAGUUUUCUUGUUACUGUUAUCAUUAGUGUUUCAUUCACGACGAAUGCUGGUUCUUUAAAGGCGUUCUUUACAAAUCUGGGGACUACAGUAUUGUAGUUGCAUAACUUUUAGGCAUUAUUUUCCAGAGUUUACUGUUCUGAAAUCAGUACUUGAGCUGGUCCACAUUGCCUGAACAAAUUUAAAAUUAGGGGUAUUCUGUAGAAUUACAAACAAAUAGGCAUAAGAUUCCAAAUAUUCUUUGGUAUGUACUUGCAAACAUUCUAAUUAUAUACGACAUUCACGAGGUUCUGUGUUAAAAAGAAAAAAGUCUGUGAUACUGAUUUUAAGUUCAGUUUGUAAGAGGAAAUUGUAAGGUUGCGUUAGAAUUUUAAAGACACGAUGGUGUGUGUGAGUAUGGAGUAGUUUCGUUUCUUUUAAAAUCUGAGUUGCAUCUGAGUGACUCAAAGCAAGUAAAACUUGGAAGUUUUAUUUUAGAGGCUACUCUCGAUGUUAGUUUAUAUACCAUAGAACUUAUUGUCCUUGAAGUAAUCACAGAGAGUGUAUCAUUUCGUUAUUGGCAGCUUGAUGCAAAUUGACAGUUAUUUAGUGAUUUGUAGUGUCUUCUUUUGGUAACAUCAUUUUGAUCAACGUGUUGACACAAAACAGUCGCCCGUUAGUCCCUGUCCACAUGGUCGAGCGUUUUGCUUGGCAAACUUUGUUCGAUGUCAGAAGUGGAAAAACAGCGGGAAAAGUCAGAACAUUGCUGCUGUUUCUCCACUUCUGACGUCACAUCGAAUGUUCAUUGGGCCUUUAGCAGUGCAAUAACACGCAUACUUGCCAGUGGCGCAUAGGCCUUCUUUGUCAUUAUAAUUUCAUAUAAGCCUAUGGUGUCAAGGCCAUUAAAGUCCAUAAGUUUCAGAUAUUGGAUCUCAUGGUUUAUGACAAAAAAGUAUAACAGGCCUUGCAAAUCAUUUAAAAAAAAUAGUGACAUAAGAAAAAAACAGUAUUGUCAUUUUAUUUCACGAGAGAAUUUGUGACGCAGGUUUUUUUUAGGCUUGGGUUGUUCCUCCAUAAUCUCAUUAUACUAUAUAUUCCAUAUUUUUUAUAAGAUCACGAUUUCCAAAAUGCAAAAAUAUAAAUGUUUACAGUGCAUGUAUAUAUAAUUUUAUAAAUAUAAAUAUAUAUAUUGCAAUCUGUUGGCUCAAAAUUAUAAAUGGAAGUUUUAAUAAACAUUUAUAAUAUAUACA